This is a messenger RNA of Notodromas monacha, 974 nucleotides long. Lineage: Eukaryota; Metazoa; Arthropoda; Ostracoda; Podocopida; Cyprididae. The record is from the annotation of a GenBank genome assembly.
CAGUAGACCGAUUAUUUCAUGAGCAGGAUACUGUAUUGCAUUGAGUGUUGGUCAGGUAUUGGCAAUUGAGAGGAAAUAAGGAGAGAUAGAAAAUGAUGGGAAAUAAGCCUGCGGUCCUUUCCUUGCUUUCACUGCUGCUGCUGAUGCUGAUGCUGGUCGUGGCCUUUGGAAGGGCUGCACAGAUUCCUGUUGCAUCAGCAGGAACCUAUAAUUAUUCUGGCUACAACAACCAUUACAAUAACCCGUUGCUGACCUUUCGCGACCCGCCAGUCGUCGAGAAUGGGAGUUUUCGCUACACCCGGAAUCUGCUUUAUUGCACGCAGAUUUUCGAGAAGCUCUUCAAGGACUUUAUCUACGCCAAAAUGACCCUUCUUGAAGCGGAACAUCCAGCCAAGGUUGCCGCAAUCAACGAAGUUUUGGUAAAACGGAAGAUAGAACUUGAUCAGAUCAUGAGAACUUGCUGGGUUACGGUGCUGGGAUGCGCAAGCAUUAUUCUCCUCGUUUUGCCGGGUGUUAUUGUGCAGGGCGAAGGGGCUGCAGCUGCUGGGCCAACUAUGCCCACUACUGGGUACAUGAAUGAGGAAUGGCCCUUGUACUACUCCUCCGUGGCUUUGCAAUGUUCGUCCAUUUUUGAGGGUUUCCUCCAAGAGUUUGUCAGGGAGACUCAGUAUGGCAUGGACGCAGCCGCCCAAGCUACCAACCAAGUCGCAUCUGCUGCUCUUGGUACAGGCGGUGCAAAGGAAUGAGCCUUGCAGCAGCCCCGAAUAAUGCUGGGCUGAUGGCUUCACCCUCAUACACAAUAUGUUCCCGUCAUUGUUUAUGCACGUACUAAUAAGACUGUGAACGGUGUUUUUCCUGCUGUGUGCUGCAAGAUGAGGCAAGAGCAUUAUUGUCGUCUUCUUUGUGUUCCCCCUUUUCUUCAUCGCCGUACACCCCAACAACAACAACAACAACAACAAAACCAUAAAUAUGUC